AUGUAUGAUUUCAACUCUUUGCCAAGAAAGCGCCAUCUGGCAUGUCGUCUGUCCGCAAUACGGGAGAGCGUUUCAUUGGCAGAUCUUCCAACAACAACACCGAACAAUCAUAAUAACGUCAAAAGCACCACCAUUGGCAAAGAACCAGAGCCACACGAGAAAUCGUGGAAGUUUUGGAGAUCGCUGUCAACGUGGCGCUCCCGAAAGUCUCUGCUUCAGAAUGGGACGGCGAAACUCAUCGAGGAUGGUGGCUUUGCCUCCUCAAAAACGAACUCGCUUCCAAACUAUGCUCUGCCGUCCACAUUUCAGAGGCGCCAAAAGUCAAUCACCGGCGGGAAAAUAAAAAUUGUGUUGCCAGAAUUUUCAAGAAAGGUUGUCAUGAAACAUGGAAAGAAAUCCACUGAGAUUAGUGCUAAAUAUCACCAUGUCCUCAUACUAGUAUUACAGAGUUCCGUGGAACUUCUUGGACAAAAGGUGGAUCCGCUCAUGAUACUCGAAAAACUAGCUGAAGCUCAGUUACUUGAUCCAAAGGCGCUGAAUAUUUACAGAAAUCCUGUGGACCGCCGAUACAUUAUUGAAAGCGUGGUGCAAACCGUGAUGGACUCGGAGUACCCGACGUUUUUACAGUUUUGCGAUAUCCUUAGGAGCGUUGCUGAUUUCACAACCGUCGCCGCUGUGUUAGACGCCAUGCUUGCAAUACUAGUAUAUGACGUCAUAUACGAGGUGCUAACUGGUGGCCCAGAAUCAUCGCCCAUAUUGGAUGAUGAAAAGUCUGUUUCGUUCGACGUUGUAUAUUACAGUCUGGACACCGGUAAAAUUCGAUCUGUGGUCGAGUUGGAAAAACUGAGAAACACAGAAAGCAAACGACACUUUAGGGACCUUCUUUCCUUCAAGAGGAAUUCACGACUCUCUUUUCAGUCUCUCACCAGUGAGGCGUCUAGUGUAUUUAGUGAAGACAUUAUCAUAAACGGGUUGCCCAUGGUAACCGUAUCUGUGUCGGGUCACGCGCUGUGUCUGUCGAAGGCCAUAGCACUUGCCGACGUCCAAAGAGAACAUGAUAGUAUUUUGGAACUCCACAUCGGGAAAACGCACAUUCGUGGCACGGACAUGUCGCAUAUAAGCGCCGCCCUUGUGGAGAAUUACUCCGUCCGGGUUUUAGAUCUGCGUUUAAACAAUAUCGGGAACGAAGGCGCUGCACAUCUUGCCAAAGCGUCAACGUCAAACAAAACGUUACGUCAAUUGAACCUGUCCUCUACGGGAAUAGACGCUGACGGCGUCAGCUGUUUGGCGUACGCUUUACGUACAAAUGUAGGUCUGUAA
Dreissena polymorpha is the source of this 1320-nucleotide messenger RNA. RefSeq lists its product as uncharacterized. Gene Ontology annotation, molecular function: GTPase activator activity; small GTPase binding. Lineage: Eukaryota; Metazoa; Mollusca; Bivalvia; Myida; Dreissenidae. Gene Ontology annotation, biological process: activation of GTPase activity; nucleocytoplasmic transport. Gene Ontology annotation, cellular component: perinuclear region of cytoplasm; nucleus; cytosol. The transcript is spliced from 3 exons. The record is from RefSeq and is a predicted model, not a curated record. Bases 1 to 1320 code for a protein of 439 amino acids.